Molecule: messenger RNA, 1305 nt
Organism: Culicoides brevitarsis
Lineage: Eukaryota; Metazoa; Arthropoda; Insecta; Diptera; Ceratopogonidae
Gene: Cluap1
Product: clusterin-associated protein 1
Exons: 4
Coding region: 1-1305 (434 amino acids)
Biological process (GO): cilium assembly
Cellular component (GO): centrosome; cilium; intraciliary transport particle B
Source: RefSeq, a predicted model, not a curated record
AUGGCUUUUCGUGAUGUUAGAGAUCUCACGGAACAAUUAAAAAUCCUCGGAUUCACGGAAAAUAUCCCAAUUUCGCUUUUAAACACGAGUUACGGCAGUUUAGAGAGCUUCAAGGCGUACGCAAACAUCCUUCAAUGGCUCGUGAGUCGUUUGGAGCCCGGAGCAACUGUUCCUUCAAAUGUCAACACAGAACACGAUCGCAUAAUUUUCAUUCGAUCCGUUUCAGAAUUUUUAGUCAUCAAGGCGGGCAUCAAGGUGAAUCCGAGAAAACUUUACGCAAGUUCAGCUGCGACAGCGAAGGAAAUUUUGAAAAUUACCUCAGUUCUUGUAAUUUCGCCCGAAGAUGGCGCAAAAGACGACGAGGAGAUCCAAAGUUUGCAAGAAAUUGAUUUGUCGGAUAAAAUUGACGAUUUGCGAAGAGCACGAGAAUUGAGUUCGGAAUUGACUAAGAGAGGCGCUGUGUUGUACGAUUUGUUGUCAAAGGAGCAAAUUAAUAAGGAAAUUAGAAGUACGCAAGCAAGUCGACCUUUGGAGUUGUCGUCUGUGGAAAGAACACUCAAAAAUGCCAUUACGAGUGUCGAGAAUAAAGUUGCGAGUAGUCAAACGUAUUUGGAGACGAGUCGAACGGAGAAAAAUAAUUUGAAUGCCAAAUUACAGAGGAAGUCGGCGGAAUUGGAUCGGUCGAAGCAAAGGUUGCAAGCGCUGCAAAAAGUUCGUCCCGCUUUCCUCGAAGAAUUCGAAAAACUCGAGCAAGAACUAAAAUCCCUGUACGAACAAUACAUCAUCCGCAUCCGUUGCGUCGACGCUCUCAAAGCCCAACUCGCAGCACGUGAAUCUGCAGCAGCAGCUGGUCGAAAUUCGCCAAUCGCUAAAAUAACCGACGGCUCAAUGACAAUGCUUCCAGAGGGUCUCAUCGACUCUGAUGACGACGAAGACGAAGAUCAAAUGGAGAACAACGCUUUAAACCUCAAGGAAGACCUCGAAACGAGCAAACCCGCAAAUCGCGAAGAACUUUUACAUCGAGCUCGAUCUUCAACUCGCCUUCGAGGACGAACUGGAGUUGCUGUUCGAGGCGGCGAUGCCCGCGUAAUUGGCGGCAUGACAGAUAACGCGGAUCUGGAUAACUUGGAUAGCUCGCUCGGGUCCGACGACAGCGAAAGUGAGUUGGAUUUGAAUGGCGGCGACUUGGGAAAUCUCGGGAGUUUGCAUUCCGACGACGAGAGUUUGGCGAAAUUGUCGCGCGAGAAUAAUUUGAACAUGAAUCAUCGCGGUUCGAAACUCGAUUUGAGCGAUGAGGACUUUUAA